UUUUUUGGCCCGGUUUCUUCAUUCUUCAUUCAUUGUCAAAUUUAUCAACAAUGCAAUUUUUAUGAAUUUUUGUUUAGAUUGACUUGUGUCUUCUCUGUUGGUGAAUAAAUUUUCCGUAGCGAAUAAUAUUCAUUUUAAUUUCAUUAUAUAUAAUCACAGCUGCAGAUUGCCUUACGAAUUCGAUACAUACACAACCGAAGUUAUAAUCCAAAAUGCGUGAUCAUAGUUAUGCAUUUGAAACUGUGACUCCAGAAAUGUGGAUUGCCAACGAAGAAAUGUGGCGGGAAAAGCUGCUCGGUCUUCCAAAUUGGAGUGAGAUACCUUUAAUGAACUGCAAUGCCUCCCACAAUCUCUCAGACAAUACCCUUGUCAGAUUUCGGGGGAUGAUCCAGGAUAUGCACAACCCGGAGUUCUACUUUGAUCAAUUUGAAGUUUACAAUACGGCAACUAAAGAGGUUAAGCUGAAAAGUGGAAAGUUUCGGGAUACAGCUAAUAUUCUGGAAAAUGAGAAAGUGAACUAUACGGAAAACUGCAAAGGAGCCCAAAGGCAAACUAUGGUUGUGGUAUCAAUACCUGGUUUGAAUGACUGGGCACAAAAUAUUGAGAACGAAAGAAAUUUCUUGCCACAUUUGGACUCUCAGCCAAACACAUCCAGGCGUCUCAGUCAAUCGAAACUAAAACGGAGUUACGAUGACCACGAUGUUGAGGGAGAGUGUGCGGAUGUUACGGAGAAUGUGAACGGUGUUAAAGAGAUGAAGAUCAGUGAGGAUGCGAUAGUGACGGGAAAUGCGGUUUCUCGGGAACAUUUAUUGAAUUUUCCACUGCCUGAUGUGCCAAGCAAAUCAUGUAUUGUAAAGAUUUACAAUGACCAAGAGAGCCUUAAACUCAAUGAGAUGAUCGAAGUGGUUGGCUUCCUAUCAGUGGACCCGGCUCUCUCCGGAGAAUUCUCCGAGAAGAAUCCAUUGGAGCCCGAGAUUGAGACGGAGGCUGAGACAAUCACACAUAACCCCCCACCAAGUUUAGUGCCGAGGUUACACGCUGUACAUGUGAAGAAACUGGACCAUUGCAAUCCAUUGGUCAAAGAUAAUAUAGAUCAAGCUGCUGUAUUGAGCGAGGCGAGUUGCGCAAGAGAGCAUCUUCUUAAAGCUCUGACUGAAUUACUACUCGGUGAUAAACUGGCGGCCGAAUACCUUAUCUGCCAUCUCAUUGCGUGCAUCUACCUCCGCCAAGACACGAUGGCUCUAGGCCAGUUCAGCCUUAACAUAUCCAAUUUGCCCACGGAGAAAUAUCCAGACUACGCCAAUCAGCUGUACAACAUCAUUAAACAAUUUGUCACCAAAAGCUAUUACUUGCCGCUCACGAUUGAGAACAUGAAUACUAUGGCACUCUUGCCAAUAAAAGACUAUGAAUGCAACCGUCUCACAAGCGGGGUGUUACAACUGAGUAAACACACACAUUUAAUUUUAGACGAGACAAAAAUGCAGCAAGGCACUUUAGACGCUAGCGGUGUCAAGAACAUUACCGCUUUGGGCAACAUGAUCAAGAAUCAGAAAGUGGAAUAUGAUUUCCGCUAUUACAAAAUGGAUUUCGAAUCGGAUGUACCGGUGUUGGUUCUGUCUGAAGGGAAAUCUUUGUUGCCUAGUGACUACCAUGUCGCUCUAAAGCCAGAAGAGGCGUCAUUGAAGAUAUUCGACGCAAUUGUAGAAGCUGCUACGUACUAUUUGAAAGAGGAUAUAAUGAAUCUCAUCAGAAUUUACCUGACUAGUCUUAAGUUCGUCAAGUACACUGUAAAUGAGGAUUUAAAGUUCGUAGAAGACGAUUUCAUAGAAAUGCGGCGUAACUCCAAUCCUGACAACCCAGUGAGUGCGGACGAACUUCACAAAUUAUUAGUACUGGCAAGACUGGUUAGCUUGUCGCGAGGGUUCGACACGUUGCACAAGGAUAACUGGGACUUAGCGAGGCAAAUGGAGAAAGAAAGAAUUGAACGAUUGAAUAGGAGUAGUAUUUAAGUUUAAACAAUA
Molecule: messenger RNA, 2021 nt
Organism: Amyelois transitella
Lineage: Eukaryota; Metazoa; Arthropoda; Insecta; Lepidoptera; Pyralidae
Product: mini-chromosome maintenance complex-binding protein
Exons: 9
Coding region: 213-2009 (598 amino acids)
Biological process (GO): DNA-templated DNA replication
Molecular function (GO): chromatin binding
Source: RefSeq, a predicted model, not a curated record